Molecule: messenger RNA, 2826 nt
Organism: Spodoptera litura
Lineage: Eukaryota; Metazoa; Arthropoda; Insecta; Lepidoptera; Noctuidae
Product: dynein regulatory complex subunit 5
Molecular function (GO): protein binding
Source: RefSeq, a predicted model, not a curated record
UAUAAGGUUUCGUUAAUUAAUUCAAAAUGUUUGUGAUAUAAACAUGACAAGAUGCUUUGAAAACAUUAUUGUAACUUAGUGGCACUCUGUGGGGCUCUGCAUACAAUGAAACACAUGGGAGGGCUCAGAUAGGCACCCUAUCUACUGAUAUCUAGAGAUAGCAAAGACACAUUUUAGUUAUUGGGACGACAUCGAAAGAUAGAUAGCUUUUAACUGACUAUCGAGGAUAGCUAUCUAUCUUUACCUAUGGAUUGAAUAUUGGGAACGGCCGUAAGAUUGUCGUACAGUUGACAAACAAGCGGCCGUAUUAUUAUCCCUUUCCAACAGGCAAAAUAAAUUCUUUUUAAAUAAGGGCCCAAUCAAACAAUGUAAGAAAAACAACCCCAAUUAAUACUUUGCUCGACAUGGGUGAACCGGAAAUUCACAUACGAAAUUCUGCACUCCAUACAAACAAAACAAACAAAAAGGAAAAUCCAAAAAAUAAUAUCAGCAAAAAGUUUGUUAAAGAUCGAUCUGGAGGACCAAUUAAUAAAAAAUAAAACCCUUGACAAACUUGUUGACAAAUAACAAAUCAACCGUGACAUUUUCGACAAUAUACUCAUUGUUGAAUCGUAUAAUUUCUUGUAAACUUUAGAAAAAAAACAGCACCAUGAAAGUCCCUUACUUGGUUAAUAUGAAUAUCUACGAGGCUUAUGCCCCACUGCCUACUAUGACGAUGUCACCUGGAGAGGCUCCUCGGAAGAUCAGAGCUGAGGACUUUGAGUGGGAUACCGACACGACACCUGCUCCACUUACAUUUUACGCUGCUCUCGAACUAUCAAGAAUGUUCGACAAACUCAAUCCAUUGAAGAAAAUCCUUCAGAAAGACAUCGAUAUGCUGAUGGACUUAUAUCCUGCUAGCAUUAAAUUGAAAUACAGCGUCCCUAACAUCAAGGAUGAACAAUAUUGGAAACGAUCAUUUGAGACUAAAUUCCCUUCCAAGAGGGAGUUGGGAAAUAUUUUCUGGAAAGGCACUUACUUAUCCGCUUGUCUUCAAGACUAUUUGGAGUCUGUUAACCCUGACGUUUUUAGAGAAGAUGAAGCUGUAGAACUUGCUACACUGGUCAGUCCAUAUAUUUACUUCUUUGGAAUCAACCAGCUGCAAAUGGUGCGUCAACCAACACCUCCCCUACCUUCCGAUAUAGUUGAAGACACGUGCGAAUUUAGUGUUCCAAAAGUCUACGACCACAUCCCCAUGGAGCCAGUUUUAGCCAAACUUUAUAACCUCCAAGAAAUAUCAUUAGUGUUUGGUAUUAAUAAUCUAGAUGAUAGAUAUCUGACGAGAUAUUUCGAAUUUUCAUUGGCUGAUUGUGAUUCUAUUUGCCGUGGACUAGAAGACUUGAAACAUUUGAGAGUAUUUCGCAUCAACCGGAGUAACCUAGAUUGUUCUAAAGUAAAACUGAUUCUUCAAAGUCUUGUCAAAAAGGCAAGUAUUGAGGAAUUGGAUUUUAAUCAUUGUAAAAUUGGUGAUUAUGGUAUGAAAGCACUUGGUGGUUUUAUUUAUAUGCAUGAAAAUGUAAAAGUGGUGAGAAUAGCCAACAACAGAUUUAAAGAAGAAGGUAUCCAAGGAGUCGCUUAUGCUUUGCAGAUGAAACCAGCGGCUCCUAUCGAACUUUUAGACUUCAGCUUGAACCCGAUGUCUCUAGAAUGUGCGACUAUGUUCGCGGCAGCAUUUGUCAGGUGCAAGGAAAAACCGCAAACUUUGAUCGUUAACUCUUGUGGUUUUAGCGGAGCAUCCGCUGAAAAGAUGGCGGGUCUCCUCAGCUUGAAUCGUGGUCUCACUAGGCUGGAUAUAGCCGCCAAUGAUUUGUCAGGUGACGCCGAAGCAACUUUAAUUCGUGCUCUUGAAAGGAACAGGAAGAUCCUCAACUUGGACCUACGAAGAACUAAAAUUUCUGAUGAAUCACUUGCGAAGGUAGAGGAACUUUUGAAACGCAACAAGAAUCUUCUGGGACAAGAGUUGGAGCCUAGUGACGAAAUACCUCCUCUGUACCUCAAUGAACCAGAGUACCUUAUCUGGGAGUACAAUCCUAAUAAUCCAGAACACAUACCUGGAAGGUACCCGCCAAGAGUGCCAGAAGUAUAGGUUUUGAUUUAGAAAAUAGUAAAUAAUAGCUGGAAAAAGACGAUGAAGACAAACCAACAAUGAUAGCAUUUACUUUAUUUUUAUAAUCAUGGUUUGUUUUCUAUACAAACAUAUGUAGUGUGAAUUUUCACAUAAUUGAGAGUAGAUUGAAAUUAGAAAGCGAUGAUAACACUAUUGGUCAAUUUUUGUAAAUGUUUUUAUGUGGCUAGAAAUAGGUACAUGUCGUUGGUUAACAAAUAACAGCGUCUAUGUCAGGCUGUCAUGUUUAAAUACUUAGUAUGUCUCAUGCUUUCAACAUUAUCAAUUUAACAAAUAUUCAAAAUUUUGUAGACAAUAUUUUUUCUUAAAUUGGCGCUUAUUUUGCUUUACUAGAAACAACUUUAUCUUAAUACACUUGUUCAUCAACCAAAUAUCAUCCUUAACUUUGUUGCUAAAACAAAACUAUCUUGUCUUAACACCUAUUUUAUUAUUUAAACAUGUUUAAUUUUUGUAGUUUGGUAUAUCAGUAAUUACUUUAAUGAGAACUUGACCCUUUUUAACCUUGUUUGAACUAAAAAUCCCUGGCUUAUCGCUUCUUUGAUAAACUUUAUAUUCGUAGUACCUAAAAAUUCAUUUUAAAUACCUAAUUUAUUUAGCGAGAUAACUGUUUACUGAUUACACUUCAAGUUGGCCAUUUAUUUUGCAUUUGUUUGUUCUUUACA